UCGCCCCCGACCUGGCCCAACCAUGCUGCUGCGGGGCUCCCUCUUGCUCUGUCUGGCCGCCCUGCCCGCCCUCUGCGCCCCGCUGGAGACGGAGAUCGUCACCCCCAUCCGUUUAGACCCGGACCUGAACGGGCGGCAGCAUUUCAAGAGGGGGCCGGCGGAUCCUCCCCAGCCCAGGGCGAUCUACCAGAUCACCGCCUUCCACGAGGAUUUCUACUUGAACCUGAGCCCGGACGCUCAGUUCCUCGCCCCCCACUUCGCCACGCAGUACCUGGGGCCCCGCGCCGGCCAGGAGGAGGGCGCGCCGCGCCACUGCUUCUAUUCCGGGGACGUCAAUUCGGACCGGGACUCCUUCGCCGCCUUGAGCCUCUGCGGGGGGCUGACGGGGGCCUUCGGCUACCGCGGGGCGGAGUAUCUCAUCAGCCCCUUCCAGAACGACAGCGGCAACCGGGCGCUGUGGAGCAGCCAAGGCGAGCACCUGUUGCAGCGCCGCAGCGCGCCCGGCCCGCCCGGCGGCGGCAGCAGCCCCACCUCCCGCUGCGGCGUGGGCUCCAGCCUCAACCCGGCCAUCCUGCAAGCCCUGGAGAAGUACAAGGGCGCCUGGAGGCCCGGCGGCAACGAGACGGCCAGGAAAGCGGGCCGCGCCAAGCGCUUCGUCUCCAUCCCGCGCUACGUGGAGACCCUGGUGGUGGCCGACGAGACCAUGGUCAAGUUCCACGGCGACGACCUGCAGCACUACCUGCUCACCCUCAUGGCCACGGCCGCCCGCCUCUACCGGCACGCCAGCAUCCUCAACCCCAUCAACAUCGUGGUGGUCAAGUUCCUGGUCAUCGGGCAGGACGACAAAGGGCCCAAGGUCACCAGCAACGCCGCCCUCUCGCUGCGCAACUUCUGCGUCUGGCAGAAGAAGUGGAACAAGGGCAGCGACAAGCACCCCGAGUACUGGGACACCGCCAUCCUCUUCACCAAGCAGGAUUUGUGCGGAGCUACCACCUGUGACACCUUGGGAAUGGCAGAUGUGGGUACCAUGUGCGACCCCAAACGCAGCUGUUCAGUCAUUGAAGAUGAUGGCCUUCCUUCUGCUUUCACCACGGCUCAUGAGCUGGGGCACGUCUUUAACAUGCCCCAUGACAACGUGAAGGUCUGCGAAGAGGUCUUUGGGAAGCUGAGGACCAAUCACAUGAUGUCACCCACUCUCAUACAGAUUGACCGCACCAACCCUUGGUCAGCCUGCAGUGCAGCUAUAAUCACAGACUUCUUGGACAGCGGGCACGGGGACUGCCUCUUGGACCAGCCCACCAAGCCUAUUGCAUUGCCCGAAAACCUCCCUGGGACUCACUACAACCUCAACCAGCAGUGCGAGCUGGCCUUUGGGAUCGGCUCCAAGCCUUGCCCGUACAUGCAGUACUGCACCAAGCUGUGGUGCACGGGGAAAGCUCGUGGCCACAUCAUGUGCCAGACCCGUCACUUCCCUUGGGCUGAUGGCACCAGCUGUGGCGAAGGGAGGUUCUGCUUGAAGGGAGUCUGUGUCGAGAGGCAUAACAUCAGUAAGUACCGGGUGGAUGGCAACUGGGGGAAGUGGGCACCUUAUGGCCCGUGCUCUCGGAGUUGUGGCGGAGGAGUCCAGCUGGCGAAGCGUGAAUGCAACAACCCGGCGCCUGCCAACGAAGGGAAGUACUGUGAAGGGGUUCGAGUGAAAUACCGUUCCUGUGGUCUGGAUCCCUGCUCAGAUUCAGUCCCAGGGAAGAGCUUUCGGGAAGAGCAAUGUGAGGCUUUCAACGGGUACAACCACAGCACAAAUCGGCUCACCGCCACCGUCUCCUGGGUCCCCAAGUAUUCCGGAGUGUCUCCUCGGGACAAAUGCAAGCUGAUCUGCAGAGCCAAUGGAACUGGGUACUUUUAUGUCUUGGCUCCAAAGGUGGUGGAUGGCACCCCAUGCUCUCCAGACUCCACUUCCUUAUGUGUCCAGGGCAAAUGUAUCAAGGCUGGGUGUGAUGGGAAACUUGGCUCGAAAAAGAAGUUUGAUAAAUGUGGAGUGUGCGGUGGGGACAACAAGAGCUGCAAGAAAGUCUCCGGCCUGUUCACCAAACCCAUGCAUGGGUAUAACUUUGUGGUGCUAAUCCCAGCUGGUGCAUCCAGUAUUGAUAUCAGACAGCGAGGCUACAAGGGCCUAAUCAGUGACGACAACUACCUGGCUGUGAAGAACGGGCAUGGCAAAUACCUCCUGAAUGGGCAUUUCAUCGUCUCGGCAGUAGAGAGGGACCUGAUGGUGAAGGGCAGUGUGCUGCGCUACAGCGGGACGGGAACAGCAGUGGAAAGUCUCCAAGCCUUUAUGCCCAUCCAGGAGCCGCUAACCGUGGAGGUGCUAUCAGUCGGGAAGAUGACUCCGCCUCGGGUACGGUAUUCCUUCUACCUGCCCAAAGAAAACAGGGAGGACAAGUCCUUGUACCGCAAAGACGGGAAGCGCCCCCCGGUCCUCAACAAUAGCAUCCUCACCCUCUCAAACCGCCUGGAUCCAGGCCGGCCGGAUUACAAACGCCCCUCUUACAAGUGGGCCACCACCAGCUGGGAGGACUGCUCCGUCACCUGCGGCAACGGGCUGCAGAAGCGCAUGGUGCUGUGCCGUGACGCUCUAGGCCAGCUGGCCUCCGCUUGUGACGCCACUCAGCGGCCCACCGACAUCAGGAUAUGUGGCGACCCCUGCCCUGCGUGGGAGGCGGGACCCUGGUCGCCCUGCUCCAAGACCUGUGGCAGGGGGUUCAAGAGGCGCAUACUGAAAUGCACAGGACGGGGUGGUGUUCUGCUGCCCCGCGACCGUUGCAACCUCAGGAAGAAACCCCAGGAGCUGGACUUUUGUACCCCGAGACCAUGCUGACUGGGCUGGGCCCGCUUUUGAGCAAGACAUUGAUGCACCAUUCCGGCUCUCAGCAACCAAGAGGCUGAAGGUUUCAAGAGCCUCUGGGGGGAGGGAGAGGGAGUCAACCGAGUUGAAAGGGGGAGGGGACCUGUUCCAUAGCGCAUUUCAACAAACAAAAGGAUUUAAAGCAGGCUGGGGGAAAAAAAAGAGGGCCGGCAAGAGGGGGCUGUGUGGAGGUUUCGUCGAUAAUGGUUGCUCAGAGAUGAAGCAGGAAUAAACAACUACCUCGAAGCUGCCA
This is a messenger RNA of Heteronotia binoei (common prickly gecko), 3155 nucleotides long. RefSeq names its product ADAM metallopeptidase with thrombospondin type 1 motif 15 (gene ADAMTS15). Gene Ontology annotation, molecular function: zinc ion binding; metalloendopeptidase activity. Bases 23 to 2875 code for a protein of 950 amino acids. Gene Ontology annotation, biological process: proteolysis; extracellular matrix organization. The record is from RefSeq and is a predicted model, not a curated record. NCBI's taxonomy places the organism in Eukaryota, Metazoa, Chordata, Lepidosauria, Squamata, Gekkonidae. The transcript has 8 exons.